Messenger RNA from Mytilinidion resinicola, 1335 nucleotides. Its product is annotated as aureobasidin resistance protein Aur1. The coding region runs from base 1 to 1335 and encodes 444 amino acids. NCBI's taxonomy places the organism in Eukaryota, Fungi, Ascomycota, Dothideomycetes, Mytilinidiales, Mytilinidiaceae. Gene Ontology annotation, cellular component: inositol phosphoceramide synthase complex. Gene Ontology annotation, biological process: inositol phosphoceramide metabolic process; sphingolipid biosynthetic process. The transcript is spliced from 3 exons. Gene Ontology annotation, molecular function: inositol phosphoceramide synthase activity. The record is from RefSeq and is a predicted model, not a curated record.
AUGGCCAAGUCGUCCAUAUUUGCCUUCCUCGACACGCCAGCGCCCCAGAUGCUGUCCAGCACAAGGGUCCCGGCCCUCAGCGCCUUCAUCCCCCACCGCGUGCGCAGGAAAUGGAGGGCCACCAAGUCGCGGAUACGAAGCCGCCAGUCGCCCACCUCCUCCAUCAGCUCGCUCGAGACCUCCUUCAACCCCAAGGACACACUCCGCUCGCUGCGGUCACAUCGGUGGUCCUACUAUGACGCCCAGUACCUCAUCCUGGCCCUCGUUGCCAUCUUCGCCCUCUCCGUCAUGGAGACCCCUGGCCCAUUUGCAAAGACCUUCACCGCGGCUCUCCUCAUGGCCGGCGCCCUGAUGCCCAUAACUCGCCAGUUCCUGUUGCCAUUUCUGCCGGCCCUGACGUGGCUACUGCUGUUCUACUGCUGCAAAUUCAUCUCAGGCGACUACAGACCUCCGAUCUGGGUCCGAGUGCUCCCAGCCCUCGAGAACAUCCUCUACGGCGCCAACCUCAGCAACAUACUCUCUGUCCACAAAAAUGUAGUCCUGGAUGUCCUAGCGUGGUUACCAUACGGCAUUGCGCAUUAUGGCUCCCCCGUGGUCGUGUGCGGUUGUCUCUUCCUCUGGGGGCCUCCCGGAACCAUGCCCAUAUUCGCCAGAGCCUUUGGUUACAUGAACAUGGCUGGUGUGAUGAUCCAGCUCAUUUUCCCCUGCUCACCGCCAUGGUACGAGAACAUGUACGGCUUGGCUCCUGCAAAUUACUCCAUGGCUGGCGAUGCUGCUGGGUUGAAGGCUAUUGACAAGCUUUUUGGGAUUGAUCUGUACACCUCGGGUUUCCACGCGUCACCCAUGGUGUUUGGAGCUUUCCCCUCGCUGCAUUCUGGUUGGGCGACGCUCGAGACCUUGUUCAUGGGCCAUGUGUUCCCGAAGAUGAUGCCCAUUUACAUUUUCUACACCAUGUGGCUGUGGUGGGCGACCAUGUAUCUAUCCCAUCACUAUGCUGUCGAUUUAGUGGCAGGUAGUCUACUCGCUGGAAUCGCAUUCUUCUUUGCCCGAGCCAAAUUCCUUCCCCGCGUACAAAUGGACAAGACAUUCCGCUGGGAUUAUGACUACGUCGAAAUCGGGGAGCUAGUAGACGAUUUUUCCCACGGCAUGUUCGACAUCUAUGAGGAAUUUCACCCUCAAUCAGACAGCGAUGAGUGGACGGUCGGAUCUUCGUCGUCAUACUCGUCUGGCGGGAGGAGUCCAUCGACCGGCUCUAGGAGUCCAAUCGACGAACACCAGUCUCUCUGGGAAGGAGACACGCUCGCCUCACACUCCGACCACGAGCAAAUCCGGUAG